Perca flavescens (yellow perch) is the source of this 2391-nucleotide messenger RNA. It is a transcript of the gene syngr1b, whose product is annotated as synaptogyrin 1b. Lineage: Eukaryota; Metazoa; Chordata; Actinopteri; Perciformes; Percidae. The transcript is spliced from 4 exons. The record is from RefSeq and is a predicted model, not a curated record. Gene Ontology annotation, cellular component: synaptic vesicle membrane; neuromuscular junction. The coding region runs from base 369 to 956 and encodes 195 amino acids.
GAGGUGGAGCGCGUGACAACGGAGGCGCGUUCAUGUGUUCGCCACCGAGGGAGAGAGCAUCAUUAAAACACUGUCGUACAGCUUCCUCUGCCCGGAUAUCGAAAGAGGACGACGGGGAAUUUAGAGGUUAAAUUAAAAAAAAAAAAAAAAAAAAACUGCAAGAGAGAACGGGGAGGCUGUGCGCCAAGGAGCCAAGAAAGAAACCAGAAUCCAUCCCUGCAGAAGCAGCAGUGGUAGUAGAAGCGGGAACAGUUUCGAGAAGAUUUUCCGUGUCGGUUGCCCGGUGCUCCACACACCCGUGUGCCUUUGAACCAGCAGCGGGAGGAGGGGAGGACCAGAGAGGAGGCUGUGCAGAAAGGAGGAGGACCAUGGAGGGGAUGCAGGCAUACGGAGCCGGGAAAGCCGGAGGAGCCUUCGACCCCGUCACCUUCUUCCAGCAGCCUCAGACCAUUCUCCGCAUAGUGUCUUGGCUCUUCUCCAUCGUGAUCUUCGGCUGCAUCGCCAACGAGGGCUACAUCAACCGCCCCAACGAAGUGGAGGAGUACUGCAUCUUCAACCGCAACCAGAACGCCUGUAAUUAUGGCGUCUUUAUGGGCUCCAUGGCCUUCCUCUGCUGCAUUGCCUUCCUAGCUCUGGACGUCUACUUCCCCCAGAUCAGCAGCGUCAAGGAUCGUAAGAAGGCCGUGCUGGCUGAUGUCGGAUUGUCAGCGUUCUGGUCCUUCAUGUGGUUUGUGGGAUUCUGUUUCCUGGCAAACCAGUGGCAGGUGACCAAACUUGAGGACAACCCACUGAAGGAGGGAGGAGACGCUGCCCGGGCAGCCAUCACUUUCUCCUUCUUCUCCAUAUUCACCUGGGGCGCUCAGACUCUCUUCUCUAUGGAGAAGUUAAAGAAUGUGUCGUUUGAAGAGGAAUACACCAAGCUGUUCCCCCCUCAGCCCAAUCAACCUCUUGUCUGACUCUGCUCUGUCUUCUCCCCCUGCUGCCUUAACCCUCCACAGCUGGUCCUACUCGACUGUGGCUGCACUUGUUUAAGAGUGCCCGGUAACAUCAAGUGCUGCUGGAAGUGAGAGUAUUUGUAAUCCAGCAGUAAGAGCUACAGUUGUACCAUUAAUAUGUGUUACUCAACAAUUGCAUUGCCAAAUGCUCUGGCCUUAAACACCUACCUAAAUUCCUGUAUUGGAUUGGAAAUGGAAUGAAAAUUCCCUUCCCACUGGAAUGGUAAAAUGCUUCUUAACCAAAAACGAACAUGACAUAUUAGAUGUCCUCUUUAAAUUUGUUAGAAAAAGAAGCCAAACAAUAAGGAAAAGCAUGUGAAAUGAAUGAUUUUACUUCAGUAUUCAAAGCAGGCAGGUCCGCAGUUUGUUGCUGAGGUAGCUGAGUGUAUGACAGGUACACAGUCUGCCCAGCUGUUGCUUUACCUCCAAACCUGGAGCCCUUAAACAAGUGCAGGCCACAACUUCUUCUCAUCAUUAACAUAAAGGUUUACAGAGUGAUUGAUGCUUUGUAAUUUUGCUGUAGGGGUCAGAAUGAUUAAGGUGACUGUUUUAUAUGCAAUAAUUCUGUUUAAAACAUAGUUACACCAUUUUUAGUAUAUUUUUCAGAGUGCAUUGCUUGAAACGUUAAAGGAUUUGUAUUUCUUUUGGUUUUUUGAUGAAGCUACAUUCAAAGCCUUCUCUUCAGUCCUUAAAGGAGCAGUUCAACAUUUUGGGAAAUGCACUUUCUCGCUGGUUCCCCUGUUUUUAGUCUUUAUGCUCAGCUUAGCUGAGCUUACCACCUGCUGGCUCCAGACAGACAUUAAAGAAGUAUCACUCUUCAUAUCUAAAAAAUGUCAAACUACAGCUUUAUUUGCUCCAGUUUUGCAGAUCAAAGUUUUUCCCUGUAAAUCUCUAUGCACGUCCAUGCUUUCCACUCUUCCACUAUUUUAUUAAGUUUAACAGGUAGAUUUGUUUAUGUUUUUAUAGCUUUUUGAGAUUGAUUUCACAGUUUAAGCUGUUGACAGUUAACACAAUUUAAUUGAAGUAUCAAACGGUUUUUAUUGCCUAUACAUACGGUUUUUAUUGCUCGAUGAAUGUUAUUGGGUCAUAAAUACUACUAAAAUGUGCCAUAUCCACAUUGACAAAAUAUCUGACAUUUUCAUGGUUAUGUCUCUACAUUGUAUUUUAUCUGACAAUAUAUCUAAAGGUUAAUUGACUUGUUUUUCAUAUUAUGCAGUCAAUCAACUCGACCACAUAAUUGAUGGACCCAAGACAGAGUGGUGUAUCAGACUGAAAGAGUCAAAACUGUUCAACCAGAUUCAAUCUGUCUGCAGCAUCAGAUUGAGCCGAGAAAUACCAGUAAAUAAAACCCUCAUGAAACUUCCCAGCACUGAGAGCUUAAAUCAACUCAACUCUU